UAGAAGAAGAAACUGUGGUUGCUGAUCAUCUGACUGUUAAAGCUAAAGCUAACGGUGAACCUUCGUCGUUAAACUGAGGGUAUUUUCUUCUCUCCGGGGGGAAACGUCAUGGCAUUCAUCACAGCCAACUGGAACCCGCUGGGAGAAGCUUUUUAUCGUAAGACGGAGCUGUACGAGAUGUGCUGGAACCUACGGGAUGGACUCAGAGACAGUUUGGUGGCUGCAGCUCCGUAUGGAGGACCAAUAGCUCUCCUCAGAGAACCUCACAGACGUUCUCCAAGUUCUCGUCCACAGUUGGAGAUUUAUUCUGCGUCUGGAGUUUCCAUCGCCAGUUUCCCUUGGAAGAGUGGUCCUGUGGUCCAGUUGGGUUGGACGGUCAGUGACGAGUUGUUGUGCAUUCAAGAAGACGGAUCAGUUCUGAUCUACGAUCUGUUUGGAUCCUUCAAGAGACAUUUCAGUAUGGGUCAGGAAGUUGUCCAGAGUCAGGUGUUGGAGGCCAAAGUUUUCCACUCUCCAUAUGGGACAGGUGUUGCCAUAGUAACAGGCUCUUCUCGCUUAACCUUGGCAACCAACAUUGACGACUUGAAGCUCCGCAGAUUACCUGAAGUUCCUGGUCUACAGGGUAAGCCUUCCUGUUGGGUCGUCCUCACUCAGGACCGACAGACUAAAGUCCUUCUGUCCAAUGGACCUGAACUCUACAUCCUGGACAGCACAUCCUGCACUGCUGUGUGUCCUCCAGGUGUCAGUCCUCAGGACGGUAUCGUCCACAUGUCUGUGUCUUUCAGCUAUAAAUACCUGGCUCUCUUCACUGACACGGGACACCUCUGGACAGGCCCCUCCCACCUCCAGGACAAAAUGAUUGAAAUCGACACCAAAAAGAAGACGACACCCAAACAGAUGGUCUGGUGUCGCAGACCAAAGAGUCAGCAGCCGUCUGUGGUGCUUAUGUGGGACAGACUCCUCCUGGUGGCUGGAGUCUGUAGUGACACCAUCCAAUUCCCCAUCGAGGAUCCGUGUGUCUUAGUGGGAGAACUGGACGGAGUUCGGAUCAUCAGCUCGACCAAUCAGGAGCUGCUGCAGGAGGUUCCUCUGGUCUGUCAGGACAUCUUCAAGAUCGCAUCCAUGGCUCCUGGAGCUCUGCUACUGGAGGCCCACCGGGAGUACGAGAAGUCGAGUCAGAAGGCUGAUGAGUACCUGAGGGAGAUUAAGGAGCAAAGCAUGCUGGGAGAAGCGGUCAGACAGUGUGUGGAGGCGGCAGGUCAUGAAUACGACACCAACACCCAGAAAUCCCUGCUGAGGGCGGCGUCCUUUGGGAAGUGCUUCCUGACUGACUUCAGUCCGGAUCAGUUUGUGUUGACCUGCAGAGAACUCCGAGUCCUGAAUGCCGUCAGAGAGAAUGGCGUGGGUCUGCCACUCACACACACUCAAUUCAAACAAAUGACUCUACAGGUGUUGAUAGACAGGUUGGUGUAUCGACAAUUUUAUCCGUUGGCGAUAGAAAUCUGUCGUUAUCUGAAGAUUCCUGAUUAUCAGGGAGUCAGCAGAGUCCUCAAACACUGGGCUUCAUGCAAGGUGCAGCAGAAGGACCUAUCAGACGAGGCCAUAGCUCGAGCAGUGUGUGUGAAGGUGGGAGACUCACCUGGUGUUUCUUACUCCCACAUUGCAGCGAAAGCCUAUGAAUGUGGACGUACUGAGCUCGCCAUCAAGUUGUUGGAUUUUGAGGCUCGGUCUGGAGAACAGGUUCCUCUGCUGUUGAAGAUGAAGAGGAGUCAGUUGGCUCUAAGUAAAGCUGUGGAGAGUGGAGACACUGACCUGGUGUACACAGUGGUCAGUUACCUAAAGAAUGAGAUGAACAGAGGAGAUUUCUUCAUGACUCUGAGGAACCAACCAGUUGCUCUCAGCCUCUAUAGACAGUUCUGUAAGCUGCAGGAACAGGACACUCUGAAGGAUCUUUAUAACCAGGAUGAUGAUCAUCAGGAGCUCGCCAAUUACUAUGUUACUGCCAGUUACAGAGAGAAGAGGUUGGAGAGCCGUCUGUCUCUCCUUCAGAGUGCUGUAGACGAGUAUAACAAGGCCAAGAACGAGUUCGCUGCAAAGGCCACAGAGGACGAGAUGCGUCUCCUUCGUUUUCAACGAAAACUGGAUGACGAGAAGGGGGCGGGGCUACUGGGACUGUCUCUACAGGCGACUAUGGAGGCUCUGCUGGCGUUAGGACUUCACAAACAGGCAGAACAACUUUACAGAGACUUCAGAGUACCCGACAAAAGGUACUGGUGGCUGAAGCUGAAGUCUCUGGCAGAGAAGGAGGAGUGGGAGGAGUUGGAGAAGUUCUCUAAGAGCAAGAAGUCUCCUAUUGGCUACCUGGCAUUUGUUGACAUUUGUAUGAAGUGCAACAACAAGUAUGAAGCCAAGAAGUACGUUUCCAAGGUGACACCUGAGCAGAAAGUCAAAGCACACCUGGCUGUCAGUGACCUGGAGGGAGCGGCGGAUGCUGCGAUCGAGCGCAGGAACGAAUCAGAGAUGGGGGCGGUCCUUUCUAGAUGCUCCACCUCUGACCGGCUGCUGAUUGACAGGCUGAACCGAGCCAGAGCCACGGCUCCCAAAAAGUGAUCCUCCAUCCAGAGUAUGUACAGGUUCAGACUCCAGACUUUCAGGACAGAGUCUUGAACCUUCUCAGCAGCCUCUUCCAAACUUUCUACUGUCUCACAUGGUUUUCAUGGCAGUCUCGGCACCUGCAAAAUUUAUCCUCUCCCUCAAACCGUGAUUGUCCAAUCAUAGCCUAGUAACUGAUCCAGUCUAACCCCGACCCACACGGUUGUUCCUGUGGUUCAGUGGUUGAACCUUGUCGUACCCAGUUUAAAUCUGAUCCAGGACCUUUGCAUGUCCCGUCAUGUCUCUAUUAAUUCACUGCUAACACUGAUAAUGUCUCAGACCUUUUUUCUCCAAAUUGUUCAUUGUGGACACUGAAACCGUGCCCGAGCUGGACCACAGCCAGACGUUUGCGGUCAUUGAAUCACUGAGGUUCUGUCCUGCGCUCCUUUCCACAUUAGUCUUAUUUUACUGUUUAGUGAUGGAUUCAGGUUCAGGAGUAUCACAGCUGUGUACAGUUACUGCUCAUGUUAACCAACACUUGCUGCUGCUUCACAUUAAAAGCUUUGUGCCAGAGAA
This is a messenger RNA of Seriola dumerili (greater amberjack), 3168 nucleotides long. It is a transcript of the gene vps16, whose product is annotated as VPS16, CORVET/HOPS core subunit. The record is from RefSeq and is a predicted model, not a curated record. Gene Ontology annotation, biological process: intracellular protein transport; endosomal transport; vacuole fusion, non-autophagic. The transcript is spliced from 25 exons. Gene Ontology annotation, molecular function: actin binding. Bases 109 to 2610 code for a protein of 833 amino acids. Lineage: Eukaryota; Metazoa; Chordata; Actinopteri; Carangiformes; Carangidae. Gene Ontology annotation, cellular component: HOPS complex; cytoplasm; endosome.